Molecule: messenger RNA, 510 nt
Organism: Akanthomyces muscarius
Lineage: Eukaryota; Fungi; Ascomycota; Sordariomycetes; Hypocreales; Cordycipitaceae
Exons: 2
Coding region: 1-510 (169 amino acids)
Molecular function (GO): catalytic activity
Source: RefSeq, a predicted model, not a curated record
AUGAAGUUCUUUACCUUCGUGGGCGCUACCCUUGCUGUCGGCGCUGCCGCCCGCCCGAACAUCUUCCUCAUCCGCCACGGCGAGAAGAACCAUAACGGUACCAUCUCUGCCAAGGGUAUGGAGCGCGAGCAGUGCCUGGUUGACCUCUUUGGCCGCGACAGCCGAUUUGACAUUCAAAAGAUCAUUGUCCAGAACCCACACCCUGGCGACAACCUCAGCCAGCGCCCGUACAACACAACCCUACCCCUUGCCAGGUCUCUCGGCCUCACGAUUGAGCACAAAUGCGAGUACAAGGACGCAGAGUGCGCCGCCAAGGAGGCCAAAGCCUACCGCGGCCCCGGCAACAUUCUGAUUGCUUGGGAGCAUCAGAUGCUCACGCAUGUCUCGGAAGCUCUGGGCGGCGAUCCGGAAAAGUACCCCGGCAAGAGAUAUGACCUCAUCUACGAUCAGCCCUACCCCUACGACUCUGUGAAGAUUUAUUCCGAGAACUGCCCUGGCCUAGACGACUAA